Messenger RNA from Exophiala bonariae, 1380 nucleotides. RefSeq lists its product as uncharacterized. The transcript has a single exon. Lineage: Eukaryota; Fungi; Ascomycota; Eurotiomycetes; Chaetothyriales; Herpotrichiellaceae. Gene Ontology annotation, molecular function: arylsulfatase activity. The record is from RefSeq and is a predicted model, not a curated record. The coding region runs from base 1 to 1380 and encodes 459 amino acids.
AUGUCUUCAGAUCCCAGCCGCCCGAACAUCAUUCUGAUAUUAGCGGAUAAUCUGGGAUGGGGAGAGUUAGGCUGCUAUGGAGGAGGACUGCUGCGUGGAGCAGCCACUCCUAGGAUUGACGAAUUCGCCCAACAAGGGCUUCUUCUCCAAAAUUUCAAUGUUGAGAGCGAUUGUGUACCCACCAGGUCUGCGCUGAUGUCUGGAAGGCAUCCCAUUCGCACAGGAUGCCUACAGUCAGUUCCAGCAGGUCUCCCUCAGGGGCUAACACGUUGGGAAAAGCUCCUGCCAGAAAUUCUGACUGAGGUCGGUUAUAUCAGUGCUCAUCAUGGGAAGUGGCACCUAGGCGAUAUACCGGGUCGCUAUCCAUCUGAUAGAGGUUUUGAUGAGUGGUAUGGGAUACCUCGGACAACAGAUGAAAGCCAAUUCACUUCAGCUCUUGGCUUCGUACCGGAGGAGGUUGAGAUGCCCUACAUCAUGAAAGGACGUGCUGGAUCACCAUCGGAAAACGUAUGCGUCUAUGAUCUGAAGAUGAGACGAGAAAUCGAUGCGAUAUUGGUCGAAAAGUCCAAGGACUGGCUCAGUCGCCAGGCUGAAGCUAGAAGGCCAUUCUUUCUUUACCACCCACUGGUACAUCUGCAUUUCCCGACAUUGCCCCACACUGAUUUCGAAGGCAUAACUGGCAAUGGCGAAUUCGCAGACUCCAUGGCGGAGAUGGAUUUCCGCGUUGGUCAGAUUUUGGACCAUCUUGAUACACUGGAAGAACCUAUUCGACAAAACACUAUUGUCAUCUUCGCGUCUGAUAACGGACCGGAGUUCAGACCACCUUAUCGCGGUACAGCAGGGCCUUGGACGGGGACCUAUCACACCGCAAUGGAAGGCAGUCUUCGUGUGCCCUGCAUUGUACGAUGGGAGAACAGAGUUCCUGCCAACGUGGUGUCGAACGAGAUCAUUCACAUCACAGACCUGUUUAGUACUAUUCUGGACCUUGCUGGUGCUUCGACUCUGAUACCUCGGGAUCGUCAUAUCGAUGGUAUAGUCCAAACGAAUUUUCUCUUCAACCCGCUGACCAGGAAAUCUCCACGCCAGGGAUUUCUCUUUUACAUCAAGAAUGAGCUUCGCGCCAUCAAAUGGCGUGAUUGGAAGUUGCAUUUCGUGUAUGAGCCCAAGGUAAAUCAAAGUAGUGGACACCUGGAAAGUCCAUAUCUAUUCAACACCACUCGCGAUCCAAAGGAGGAGACCGACAUUCUGGCAUACAACACUUGGGUUUUGCAACCAAUGCUGAAAAUGAGAGCUGCAUUUGACGUUAGCUUGAAAGAAGAACCUCAAAAAACUGCCACGAAUGGAAUUGGCGGAAUUGCCGAUAGCAAAAGUGUGCUGUAG